Messenger RNA from Ipomoea nil (Japanese morning glory), 2394 nucleotides. Its product is annotated as probable serine/threonine-protein kinase abkC. The transcript has 5 exons. Bases 354 to 2234 code for a protein of 626 amino acids. The record is from RefSeq and is a predicted model, not a curated record. Lineage: Eukaryota; Viridiplantae; Streptophyta; Magnoliopsida; Solanales; Convolvulaceae.
UUUUAGCGUACAGACAAGACAAUUCCCGACCCGACCCAAAUAUCGCACACUCUCUCAGACUCUCAGGUUCCACUUUCCAGCUCGAUACUGUACAUAUUGUCGUCAACAGCCACAGCAGUAAGUAAACAGAGCCGCCGUGUACGGCUGACCAGUUGCCUUCAUCCGCUCUCCACCGCCAUUUCCUAGCUGGAUUUCGACACCGGCAGAACUACAAUCACUGGCCAUAUGCUGUCGGUAGUUCCCAUGCUCUGGGAAAUUCAUCAUUUGACAUCUAUACCCUCAGGUGGAAGUGAAAAUGCCUCGUGAUGGUCCGCUCCGGCCCGGAAUCAUAGACCCAGCUGCACUCAUUACCUAUGGCUAUUUCAAGAUUUCUGUUUAUUGUCAAUGCUAGGAGGAUUGCUCAUUCCCAGCUUGCAACACUUAGAAACAGCUGUUUGGAGGUUUGGUCACCAUGCUCAAUUGGAUUUCCUUACAUAUUUUCAAAGUUAAGUGCAGAAUGCAGAGUUUUUCAUAGAGGUUUUGCUUCAUGCACAUCAUACAAAUCUAAAGCUGUUUUCUGGAGAAGUAGAGGUUUACAAAACAGCCAUUCAUUCACCACAAAUAAUAAAGUCUCACACCAUGCUCAAAUGGCGUGGAAGAGUCUGUUUCAAAUGCAUUCCUGCUGUGGAGCCAUUAUACCCCCAUUAAGUAGGAUUGCUUGUGCAAUCAGCCUUGCUUUAUCCCGCUCCCACCUGGUAUCUCCAGGCAUUUUGGCUUUUCUUGUUGGCAAGUUCACUUGGAAACAGAGUGUAUAUGCAGAAUCCCCUAUCAAGGAGUCUCUAUACACACAGGCAAAAGAUGGACACAUUUACUUGACUUCAUUUGUGUUCUCACUUUUAGAGAGCUUGAUAUUGCUUCUCAGGGCAGUAUACUUGACAAUUUUGUUUUCACCUUGCAUACUAACAGCUCCUGUUGCAAACAUCCUUGAUAUCGAGUAUCGGAAGAAAUGGCUUCGUCUUGUUCGGACCACCUUAGAGAAGGCAGGUCCAGCAUUCAUAAAAUGGGGACAAUGGGCGGCAACUAGGCCAGAUCUGUUCCCAAAUGAUCUCUGCACAGAACUUGCUGAGCUUCACAGUAAAGCACCAGCACAUAGCUUUUCAUACACAAAAAGAAGUAUUGAAAAGGCAUUUGGCAGAAAGCUGGCAGAAAUAUUUGAACAAUUUGAGGAGCGUCCUGUAGCAUCUGGUAGUAUUGCUCAAGUUCAUCGAGCUAUCUUGAAAUUCCAAUAUCCUAGAAAGCCUGUUAAACCUAUGAUGGUUGCUGUAAAAGUUAGGCAUCCAGGCGUUGUUGAAGCUAUCAGAAGGGAUUUUGUAUUGAUUGAUUUACUUGGGCAAGUUUCUAAGUUCAUUCCUACUUUGAAAUGGUUGAGGUUGGAUGAAAGCAUUCAGCAAUUUGCAGUGUUCAUGAUGUCCCAAGUUGAUCUUUCUAGGGAAGCAGCUAACUUGAGUCGGUUUAUUUACAAUUUUCGUAGAUGGAAAGAUGUAUCAUUCCCAAAACCUCUAUAUCCUUUGGUACAUCCUGCUGUUUUAGUGGAAACAUUUGAACAUGGUGAUAAUGUUCUUCACUAUGUUGAUGGGCUCGAGGGACAAGAGCAUAUUAAAAGUUCACUUGCGCAUAUUGGGACUCAUGCACUCUUGAAGAUGCUUUUGGUAGACAAUUUCAUACAUGCAGAUAUGCAUCCAGGUAACAUUCUUGUUAGAGUAUCUAGACAGAAGGCCCCGAGUAAAGGCAUGUUCAAAUCGAAGCCUCAUGUGAUUUUUCUUGAUGUGGGUAUGACUGCUGAACUCUCUAAUAAGGAUCGUCUCACAUUGCUGGAAUUCUUUAAGGCCGUUGCAGUUCGAGAUGGCCGCACUGCUGCUGAGUGUACUCUUAGAUUAUCUAAGCAACAGAAGUGCCCCAGUCCAGAGGCAUUCGUUCAGGAAGUGGAGAAGACUUUCAACUUUUGGGGUACAGCUGAAGGUGGAAACUUCCAUCCUGCUGAUUGCAUGCAUCAUUUGCUUGAGCAAGUUAGGCGGCAUCGUGUAAACAUCGACGGGAACGUUUGUACGGUGAUGGUAACUACACUGGUACUGGAGGGAUGGCAGCGGAAACUGGAUCCUGAGUACGAUGUGUUGCAGACGUUGCAGACAUUACUUUUCAAAGUUGACUGGGCAGAGUCUCUCCAUUAUACUCUUGAAGGACUCAUGGCUCCAUAAAUCGCUUCCCCCUCCUUUUUUUGGUUAAAAAUAUUGUUUCUGCAUAAUUUUGACUGUUAAAAAAAUAAAAUUUGUGCUCCUUGGAAAGAGAUGAUAUACGUAUACCAUAUACAAAAGAUGAACAUCUUAAUCUUUUCCAAGCCAGUUGUUUGGCUCAUUA